AUGAAGUUUAUCUAUUUCGGAAUCCUCCUCGCUGCAACCACCGCAUAUGCCUGUGGAGACAACGCCUACAGGUGCAAGAACCCCGACAAAUCAGUAAGUGAAGAGUGGGAUGCCACCCACAAGAUUUGUAACAAUCUCAAGGAGGACGAUUGUUAUUGUUCUCACUGGGCCGAAUACUACUGCGAUCCCUAUGGCGAUAACAUUCAGAAGUUCAAGGAUCAAUGCGAGGAUCAAGGUGAAAACUGGUACUGGAAUGAAUGUUAA
Messenger RNA from Botrytis fragariae, 264 nucleotides. RefSeq lists its product as uncharacterized. The record is from RefSeq and is a predicted model, not a curated record. The transcript has a single exon. Bases 1 to 264 code for a protein of 87 amino acids. NCBI's taxonomy places the organism in Eukaryota, Fungi, Ascomycota, Leotiomycetes, Helotiales, Sclerotiniaceae.